UACCUGGUUGCUAUGGAGACUCAAACACUUGGAUGUAUCUAUCUAUGGCUCUAGAGUACUUGGUGUGACUACUGUAGCCUCUUCUUUCUUUCUUUUUGCUAAUCAAUAGACGCCAUGCACGCUAAGCAUCAAGGUCCCCUUGAAAGCUACAACAGUCUCACUGAUGAGAAUUUGGCGGGUUAUUUCGCCUCCUCUUCGAGGCGGCACUACCUCCAAAGGAUGGGGCUGAUCACUCAAGAUGGCCGUGUUCUGGAUGAAGAGACUAUCCGUCGCUAUCAUGCUAGAAACGAGCACAGGGCCAGGUCGAAGCAUGCAAUGUCAGAAGCACUUGUCAAUAGAGUCGUUGAGCUAGAGAAAAAACGACGUGCAGUGUUAAAGAAAAAGAUGGAGACACUCUCCAAAUUGGAGCUAGCGGAGAAAGUAAAGCAUGAAGCUAGUUACCCUUUGGGUGUGGCUUUGCUCGGUCCUUCAAACUCGUGCCCACCUCAGCUCUCGUCGACACUAAAGAAACGCCAGGAGGAACUGGGUCUCUCGGAAGAGCAUUUCCUCCAACUGAACCACAUGGUUAACACCACAAAGUCUCUACCCACGUCUUAUAUCAGUCCUUAUGGCAGAGUACAUCCGCCAGUACCCCCACCACCUACAACAGCAUCACGUACUACCAACAUGCAGAUUAGGAGCGGGCGUAUAAGAAGACCGCAGACUGCCCCAGCUGUUUCUGAGAUCAACAUGCGAACUAAUGUUGAGCUGAGGUUCGAAUAUUUAGGAGGUGGCAUCAAAUUAAUGUCCGUUUUUGAUCCACGGGUGUAUGUUGAAGUUCAUCAGCAGCACUGUGGUGGCAACAAUAUUUGCUUAUUUAAGGGAAAACUCCUGGCUAAAGAUCAAUUUACUGUAACUUCAAAGAGACACUAUGGAAUGCCUUUUGGGAUGUCACUCUACGUCAACGGGCUCAUUAACUGUCGCAUCAGCUCUUGCUGCGAGUACAAACACAAGCAAGGACAGGUUCUGGGCGGUGGGAAAUCCUCCGCUAACUUUCGCCUCUUGAAAGUCGAGGGAGGUCAGCCGUGCUACCUCUGCAAGUUUGGACAUGCAAAUCAGUCAAAACUCUUCCCUCCAGCAUUUAAACCUAAAACUACGCCUGUGAAGACAACAGUGAAAAUUGAAGAAGAAAUAAAGACAGAUGGAAAGGAGGAGGGAAAAAGAGAGGAGGAUGGGAAAACAGCAGAGGAAGAGAAAUUGUCGGACGAUGAAUAUGAUGAUGAAGAUUUCGAACAAGAGGAUGAUGAUGAGAAAAAAGAUGGUGAUGAAGAAAUAGAUGGACAAGAAGAGGAAGAGAGAGAAGGAGGAGAGAAAGAAGAAGAAGGAGGGGGAGCAGGAGGGGAGGCUUACUCAUCAGAUUUUGAUUCACAACAAAGUCAAGAAGAAGAAAGAAAAUCCUCAAAAGCAUCUACACUCACUUCUCUCUCCCAUGCAUCACAAAACUCACCCUCUCCACCACCACCUCCUCGCAGUAAGAGCACGUCAGGAUCAUCAAAAAGUAGUAGUAGGACUCCUUCUCCGUCUCACAAGGAAAAAGAUGAGCCUGUACCUCUUGAAGUGGCUGAAGAGGUUGUGAAUGUUGAAGAGAAUGGAGAGCUGUUUAAUGCUGUGGAUAAGGAAGAGAUACUAGGAGGGAAAGACAAAGAGAAGGAGGAAGAGAAAUAGAAGGAGGAAG
Molecule: messenger RNA, 1714 nt
Organism: Amphimedon queenslandica
Lineage: Eukaryota; Metazoa; Porifera; Demospongiae; Haplosclerida; Niphatidae
Product: glutamate-rich protein 3-like
Exons: 8
Coding region: 115-1704 (529 amino acids)
Source: RefSeq, a predicted model, not a curated record